Molecule: messenger RNA, 822 nt
Organism: Emiliania huxleyi CCMP1516
Lineage: Eukaryota; Haptophyta; Isochrysidales; Noelaerhabdaceae
Exons: 2
Coding region: 27-659 (210 amino acids)
Source: RefSeq, a predicted model, not a curated record
GGUCGUCGUCGGACGACGCGGCGCUGAUGGGCGGUCCGUCGGCCAAGGAGAUCGGCCUGUCGCCCGACCUGCGCAGCCGGCUCUCGCCCGGCGGCGCCUCCUUCCAGCUGGCGUCGACGCGCUACUAUGUGUACGGUCCGGGGGACGACGGCGUGUUUGUCGAGUACCUGUACCGCGCGCCGGGCGCGGUCGACGACCUGCUUCUCACGCGCGCGGGCCGAGUCCGCAACGACGGCGGCAACCGGUUCGGCUUCGAGUUUGGGCUGCCCCUCCGGCCGUACGAGGCGCGGGUCAAUGCCGACACGACGAGCGGUGACGACAUCUUCGCGGCGCUGGUUAGCGGGCGACCGCUGGAGGGGCUGCCUGCGUCUGCGGCGGGUCUGCCGGGCGGAUCAAAGGUGGAGCUGCAGACCACGUACCUGAGCGAGCGCGUCUGGAUCAUCCGCGACGCGAACGGGCAGACGGCCGCGUUUGAGCGCACAGAGACGCGAUCCGUGGCCGACCGGCGCGGCCUCGUCGCCGACGGGCAGCUGAAGCCGCCAGACGACGACUCGAUCCGCUUCGGCCGGCUGCUGUUCGGGGAGACCCUCUCCGACUACAACGGGUGGGAGUCGGACCAGAAGAAGGACUCGGAGCUCAAGGACAAGCUCUUCAAGUGACGAGGCUUGCCGGCCCCUCGUCGUCGCCGCGCCGCAUCCUGGGCCCGGCGGGUGACUUGCCGUGGGCGCCCCACAAGGACUCUGAACGACGGCGCACGAACAAAUAAACAGCCGUGCCUGCUUGUGUUGCGUAUAUUGGACCCCAUUCGCUCGAACGACGCGC